Messenger RNA from Aphanomyces invadans, 3387 nucleotides. Its product is annotated as trehalose-phosphatase, variant 2. NCBI's taxonomy places the organism in Eukaryota, Oomycota, Saprolegniomycetes, Saprolegniales, Verrucalvaceae. Gene Ontology annotation, biological process: trehalose biosynthetic process. The coding region runs from base 37 to 2778 and encodes 913 amino acids. Gene Ontology annotation, molecular function: catalytic activity. The record is from RefSeq and is a predicted model, not a curated record. The transcript is spliced from 2 exons. Gene Ontology annotation, cellular component: cytosol.
CGGCAAUCUACGACCGUUUCCGAAGAGCUCCACGCAAUGCCGCCGCCCCCGCGCCCGAUGUCGACACCUCCACAAAGUCCACGGAACAGCAGUCCCCGCGAGACGACCGUCGUGGUGUGCAUCAACGUCCUUCCUCUGGUAUUCAGUCGCGCGUCUCUGACGGAAUCAUGUCCAUGGCAUGUCGAGUGGAGCACGAGUUCAUAUGGCCUCUUCCUCCGCAACAUUGUCUCCAAGCAAGGGUACAAGCCCAUGUUCAUCGGGUGCCCGGAAGUGUACAUCCCAAAGUCAGACGAGCAAUCCGUGCGUAUGCUGCUUCUGCACUCGUUCAACUGCAUCCCGGUGUUCCUGGACACGACCGUGGCGCAUCGCCACUUUCAAGGGUUUUGCAAGGGUGUGUUGUGGCCCAUCUUUCACAACGUCGUCGACGUGUACAAUUCGGCGGAGCUCAAGCUGGAUGACUUCACCGAGAUGUCGCCGUCGACCCCCGUGCAGGUUCAACCGGCCCCACCGGACCCUGGCGUCUGGCUUCCUCCUGCGUCGUGGAAUCCUGCGUCGCAAGACAAGUGCUGGUCCGAGUACUGUCAUGUGAAUCGACUAUUUGCGAAGAAGGUCAUCGAGAACUGGCAGCCCGGGAGUGUCAUUUGGAUUCACGACUAUCCGUUGCUCGUGCUCGCAUCGUACCUUCUUCGCAAGCUCCGCGGCGGCGGCGCGCUCGCCCUCUUCAUGCACGUGCCGUUUCCAUCGUCCGAGAUCUUUCGAACGCUCACCGUGCGCACUGAGCUCCUUCGGGCCAUGUUGUGCGCCAACCACAUUGGGUUUCUCGUCUUUGAGCACGCGCGCCAUUUCCUAACGGCAUGCAAGCGGCUUCUCGGACUCGACUACCGCACGUCGCACACUGGCAUGCUUGCGGUCGAGUACAACGGCCGCCUGGUGUUGAUUACGUGCAGCCACUGCGGCACCGAGCUCAAUCACAUGCGCGAUUUGCUGGGAAAACUCGACUCGGACGCCCGCGCGGUCGCGCUGCAGUCGUCGUUUGCGCCGCUGCUGACGGAAGGCGACCCGCGGCGCAAAAAGUACAUCUUGGCGUCCGUGGAUCGCUUGGAAGGUCUGUGCGGGGUGCCGCUCAAGUUGCGCGCAUUCGACCGGUUCCUGAGCAUGUAUCCGAUGCGACGAAAGGACACGGUGCUCGUGCAGUUUGGCAUCUCGCUCGACUGCAGGCCCAACGACUACCACCGCACGCAGCAGUACGUGGAGAAGUUUGUCGCCGAGAUCAACAGGCGGUGGGGCGCGCCGUCAAACCCCGUCGUCAUCUACGAGGAGCGUGUGCAUAUGCAGGCGCAGGAGCGAAUGGUGCUGUGGCGCCUGGGCCAUGUUUUCCUCGACACGUGCGUCCGCGGCGGGCUGUCGAUGCUCCCAUUCGAGUUUUUGGCCGCGCACCACCAGCACCCGGAUGACGACCCCGGCGUUGUCGUCGUGUCCGAGUUUGCAUGCUAUUCCCGGAUCUUGAAUGGCGCGCUGCUCGUGAACCCGUGGAAGGCCGACGACGUCGUGGCGGCCCUCGUCAAAGCGGUCGAGAUGCCGCCGUACGAGAUGCACUCUCGGUUCGCAUUGAACUUCAAGUUUUUGCUGGACAACCCAGUGUCCGACUGGGGAGGUCGGAUGCUCGCUGACAUUGAGAAAGCAGGGAUGCCUGCGCUGCCAUCGUCGCCCAACGCCGACGGGACCGGCGACAUGGUCGAGGUCGGGUUUGGCUUUGACUACCGCGUGGUGCAGUUCUCGCCUGGCUUUGCCGCGCUCUGCGUCGACGACACGGUCAGAGCGUACGCGAUCGCGUCCCGCCGCCUUCUCGUGUUUGACUAUGGCGGCACACUCAGCUGGACGCAGUGCGUCAUGGACGACGGCGCGCCCAUGUACUUGUACCACGACGGUCCCGCGGGCCGCGCCGUGGUGGACCCAGAAGCCCGGCUCGCGUCGGUUCGAAAGCGCGAUGGACAAGUUCGCACGCCCGUGUCGAUCGAGACGAAAGCGAGUUUGGAGUUGCUGUGCCACGACCCGUGCAACGUUGUCGUUGUGUGGAGCAACGGGCGCCGCGUCGAGCUCGAGCACGAGUUUGGAUCGAUUGCCGGGCUCCACUUGAUCUCGGACAGCGGGUACUUUCUCCGCAAAGCCGACUCGCUCGCAUGGGAGUCGCUGUACGCCGACAGCGCCGACGAUUUUGCGUGGAAGCACCAAGUCACGAACGUCGUCAAGACGUACGUCAGCCGGACGAACGGAUCGUUUGUGAUUGAGAACGACACGUCCGUCACGUUUGACUACCACAGCAGCGACCCCGAGUACGGCGAGAUGCAAGCCGCCGAGUUGUACGAGCAGCUGAGCCACGUGCUCAAGAAAGACAAGGUAGCGAUCGCGCGCGGCAAAGGGUUUGUCGAAGUGCACCGAUUCGGCGUGAACAAAGCGAUUGCGAUCUCGAUGGUGCUGAGCUUUUGCAAAGACAAGGUCGACCUCGUGCCCGAUUUCAUUUUGUGCAUCGGCGACGACGAGUCGGACGAGCCCGCGUUCAAAAGUACGUGCGGCGGGGAUGAAACGAUGCGAAUGGUCGCGAAUGUCUCACGACGUGUUGGUGGCGUAGCCAUCCGUGCGUUUGCCGAAGCGGAGAAGCUGCCGCAUGUCCUCACAUGCACCGUCGGCAAGAAGCCCAGCACGGCGCAGUGCUACGUGGUAACGUUGGCGGUGUCUUGGAAUCGUCGUCACAGCGGUCGAUGCGCUCGAAUUGUCUAGGACAGCGUGAGUGAAGUGCUGAGUUUGAUCGAUGCGCUGAGCGUCGUCCGAACGAAACGACUGGUAAGGGCAUGCAACACUGCGGGAAACGCGACAUGACGGCGGCCUGUGCAGGCGCGGCGCAACUCGAGUCCAACGUCGGCGGCGAGGCACCAGGAAACAGUCGCCGAGCAGAUGCAGCAGUCGUUCCAGAGGCGGUUUCUGAACGCUGGCAAGAUCAUUUCCCCCGUGUUUGUGCGGAAUCUGUCGAAGGAGUUUUCCAAAGUGAUCUCGACCACCAACUUGGAAGAGUUUUGCGUCGAUCGGUUCAACCCGGCGAUGCUGACGUCGCCCCGCGGCGCUGGCCGCACGGUCGACGACGACGCGACCGAGCUGGAGGCGGCACCACCAGCGUAUUGGCUUGACAGGACGUUCACGGCGGCGCAGGUGCUGCAGGCCGCGGCCAUCGGAGGCGCGCUCGGGUGGGGCUUGCGGCACCACCUGCGCCGGUUCUUUGCCGCCUGAGCGCCACAUCGACAACUGUCCCACAAAACCACCGAUUUAAACGUCGUAACAUCGUGAUGAAACUGCCACGUUUAACAGUAAAACGCGUUUGGCGAAACGCCGCGG